This is a messenger RNA of Adineta ricciae, 2307 nucleotides long. The record is from the annotation of a GenBank genome assembly. NCBI's taxonomy places the organism in Eukaryota, Metazoa, Rotifera, Eurotatoria, Adinetida, Adinetidae.
AUGUGUAAAAACAACAUUUUUCUUGUUUUCGAUGAAUGUAUAACUCAUUUUAUACAUCGAAAACCACAGCAAAGCUCAAUCGACCGUAUCAAUCAAUUUCAAAUCAAGAUCGCCAUGCAUCGGUCGAAUGUGACUCGUCGCAUGUCUAAUACUCUUCUAGUCAUUGAAUACCCUUGGGCAAAGACUAAAGAGGAUGUGGCCGCGUUCUAUACUGUUGAUGAGGCAAAAGGUCUCUCCGACGAACGUGUCAAACGCGAUCUAGAACGAUACGGACCAAAUGAAUUACCAGCGGAAGAGGGAAAACCACUAUGGAAACUUAUCUUAGAACAAUUCGACGAUCUUCUAGUCAAAAUUUUACUUGCCGCUGCUUGCAUUUCAUUUGUCAGUUCAAAUCUGAUCAGAUUCGUCNCGAACACGAUCAUUCGCCAGAAGUAUCGCAAAGAAUUCACGCUCGAGUUUUCUCGUGAUCGUAAGUCAAUGUCCGUGUUUGUGACAAAUGCGUCGAAAGGUGGUGAUAGUGGAGCAUCAGGAUCCUCGGGGAAAAUGUUUGUGAAAGGUGCACCUGAGUCGGUGAUUGAUCGAUGUACUCAUAUUCGAUGUGGAACGCAAACAGUGCCUAUGACUCCACGACUCAAGCAAGAAGCCAUGAAACUAGUUCAUCAAUACGGAACAGGUGGUGAUACUCUUCGAUGCUUGGCACUUGGUACCAUUGAUAAACCCAUGCGAAAACAAGAUAUGGAUUUGGAUGAUUCAAGAAAAUUCAUUACCUAUGAAGCGAACAUCACAUUCGUUGGUGUUGUGGGUAUGCUUGAUCCACCACGUUCAGAAGUCAUUGACGCCAUUGCCCGUUGCCGUGAUGCUGGCAUUCGCGUUAUCAUGAUUACAGGUGAUAACAAAAAUACCGCUGAAGCUAUCUGUCGCCGAAUCGGUAUCUUUCAAGAAGGACAGAAUACACGAGGCAAAGCAUUCAGCGGUCGGGAAUUUGAUGACCUAUCGACAGAAGAUCAAUCAGAGGCAUGUCGUCAUGCAAAAAUGUUCGCUCGUGUCGAUCCUGCACACAAAUCUAAAAUCGUCGAAUAUCUACAGUCACAUGGUGAAAUCACAGCUAUGACCGGCGACGGUGUCAAUGAUGCACCAGCAUUGAAAAAAGCCGAGAUCGGUAUUGCCAUGGGCUCGGGCACUGCUGUCGCUAAAACAGCUUCCGAGAUGGUCCUGGCCGAUGACAACUUCUCAUCGAUCGUCGCUGCCGUAGAAGAAGGUCGAGCUAUCUACAACAACAUGAAACAGUUUAUUCGUUAUUUGAUCUCAUCAAACAUUGGCGAGGUUGUGUGUAUCUUUUUGACUGCUGCACUUGGCUUGCCUGAAUCGCUGAUUCCCGUACAACUUCUGUGGGUGAACUUGGUGACAGAUGGUUUGCCAGCAACAGCCCUUGGUUUCAAUCCACCUGAUCUAGAUAUAAUGGAACGUCCGCCACGUAAUCCAAAAGAGUCACUGAUCACACCAUGGUUAUUCUUUCGUUACAUGGCUGUCGGAACAUACGUCGGUUUUUCUGUGGUCUGCAGUGCGACGUGGUGGUCAAUGGACGCAGCCAAUGGCCCUAAACUUUCUUAUUGGCACUUGGAGCUGGCACAGUGGGUGCCUCCUGCUGGUAAGAUCUUCCAUCCCUUGAGUGUAGUGCAUGAUUUGUACACAUUCUUCUUACUUGAUUUCAGGUGGUACGUGUCGUAUCACGAUGGACCACUGUUGUCAUGGACGCAGCUGACACAUCAUUUCAAAUGUCGCGGUGGUGGUAAAGAAUGGGAAGAUAUUGAUUGUGACGUUUUUGACGAUCCACAUCCCAUGACAAUGGCACUAUCAGUACUCGUCACAAUUGAAAUGUUAAACGCAUUGAACAGUUUAUCCGAAAAUCAAUCUCUUUUGAGAAUGCCGCCAUGGAUCAAUCAAUACCUUCUCUAUGCUAUCGCUUUAUCCAUGUCAUUACACAUGAUGAUUCUCUACGUUCCAAUGUUUAAUACCGUAUUUCAAAUCUGUCCUUUGACAUUGGAAGAAUGGUUUGCGGUGCUGAAAAUCUCUUUUCCUGUCAUCUUACUUGAUGAAACAUUGAAAUUCGUCGCUCGACGAUAUGUUGAUAAAACUGAAGAAGGUAGUGCACUGCAUGGCGCUUCAUAUUUGUUUGUGUUAUGGAGUGCUUACAUUGCUAUCAUCAUGUAUUCACCCAUCUUCCACACAUGGGAAGGUUUCACGCAUCAUCCUGUUGGCAAUAUGACAACAUAUACAUCUACUCAGCAUCGAAAUCUCGACUUGUGA